Ricinus communis (castor bean) is the source of this 1113-nucleotide messenger RNA. Its product is annotated as ER membrane protein complex subunit 3. Gene Ontology annotation, cellular component: membrane; EMC complex. Gene Ontology annotation, biological process: protein folding in endoplasmic reticulum. The transcript has 9 exons. The record is from RefSeq and is a predicted model, not a curated record. NCBI's taxonomy places the organism in Eukaryota, Viridiplantae, Streptophyta, Magnoliopsida, Malpighiales, Euphorbiaceae. The coding region runs from base 129 to 887 and encodes 252 amino acids.
GAGCUGAAUCCACCCAAAAGCCCAUUUAUCUCAAUUCAUAACAACACAACAGUCGGCCAGUUUUAUCAAGACCACGCGAUUUCAAAAGAACCAAUACACUCCGACCCUCUGCUAGAGAAAGAGAAGUGAUGGCGGAAGAUUUGGUGCUAGACACGGCGAUUAGAGAUUGGGUACUGAUUCCACUAUCCGUAGUUAUGGUUCUCAUUGGAGUCCUCCGCUACUUCGUCUCUAAGCUCAUGCGUUCCUAUCAGACCCCCGAUGCCAAGAUCGUCAAGGAGGGACAAGUAAUUUUGAGGGCUCGGUAUUUGCGGUCUGGGGCUAAUUUUAUACCUCCUAAGUCGUUUCGUGCUAGAAGGGCUUAUUUCAGCAACGAGGAAGAUGGAUUGUUACACGUUCCUAAGGGACAGGCGCAAAAUGCACAAGCACAAAUGUUUUCUGACCCAAAUAUGGCAAUGGAUAUGAUGAAGAAAAACCUUUCUAUGAUUAUCCCCCAGACUCUGACGUUUGCCUGGGUCAACUUUUUCUUCUCUGGAUUUGUUGCCGCCAAGAUACCUUUUCCACUAACUCAGCGGUUUAGGUCAAUGUUGCAAAAUGGGAUUGAUUUGAGCACUGUUGAUGUUAGUUAUGUCAGUAGUCGUUCAUGGUAUUUCCUUAAUUUAUUUGGAUUAAGGGGCUUAUUUAGUCUAAUUCUUGGUGAAGAAAAUGCUGUCGAUGACACACAGCGCAUGAUGCAAAUGAGUGGUUUUGGCUUUGAUCCAUCAAAGAGCUUGAGCGCUGAGAAAGAUGGUCUUGAUAUAGUUCAGCAUGAAUGGGCUCUACCCAAAUUUGAGCAGCGUGCCGAAGCAGUAUUGAGAAAACUUGUUGUGGUAACAUUUUUUCCUUCCUAAAUUUAUGCUGACAUUUAAUCUUAACUGAAUCUUCAACCCUAGAAACUGGCAGCAAUCUGGUGUUUUCAACCAGACUGGACAAUACUUUUGUACUGUGUGGUUAAACAUUUAGAUAUAGAAAUUUCAGGUUUUUUUAGAAAUAAAGUUCAUGGAGUGAGAACAGCUAUUGUACUGUGUUAUUUGACAGAUUUUGGUUGUUUCAAGGCAUGCUUUCUUUUAAGUUGUA